AUGGAAAACCUAGACUUGAAAAGCUCAAGAAGCCAGAUUAAAAUUCUGGGGACCUUGGUUUCAAUUUCGGGAGCAUUGAUUGUAACACUGUACAAGGGGCCUCCGAUUGCCUCCUUGUCGACUCCAUCCUUAUCACUCUCCUCUAAAGUCUCUCUUCCAUCACAACAACCAUUUUCUUCCAACAUGUUGACAACUGCAAAUAAUUGGGUUCUUGGCAAUUGCUUCAUUAUCUGUUGCAACAUGGAACAUUUCUCAGAGAGAGACAACAUGAAUGCUUGGAAACUAAGGCCUGAUAUUGAGGUCAUUUCAGUCAUCUACUCUGCUGUUUUUGGAAGUGUGGUAACAUAUUCUGUCCAAACUUGGUGCAUAAACAAGAAAGGCCCUGUUUUUGUGGCCAUGUUUAAGCCCCUCGGCAUAGCUAUUGCUGCCUUAAUGGGUAUCAUCUUCCUUGGCGAUGCACUCCAUGUCGGAAGUUGGAGCCACUGUAAUUGUGAUAGGGUUUUAUGGAGUAAUAUGGGCACACUCUAAAGAAGGGAAGGUUGAAGCUCAGGGAGCAGAUAGGCUGUCUUCUUCCCCACACAAGACAGCUCUCUUGCAAGACCAUAGGGCUGCUUAAAACCAGUCUCAUUGCAUACAGUAAAUGAUUAUGUUUACUGAACGUGUAACAAACGUUUUUGUACCUUGUUAUCGCCUUUUAAUUCUAAUCAGUUGCGGAUUGUCUCUCUUUUGUCUUAAUUGGGC
This is a messenger RNA of Ilex paraguariensis (yerba mate), 741 nucleotides long. The record is from the annotation of a GenBank genome assembly. NCBI's taxonomy places the organism in Eukaryota, Viridiplantae, Streptophyta, Magnoliopsida, Aquifoliales, Aquifoliaceae.